AAACUCCAGUAAGAAGUGCAUCAUGGAUAAGGAUCAUAGCGAGGAACAAUUGUUCCCAGACGACACUCAGCCACCGGAGCAGGAUGAAAUAAACGAGUGCCUAAAUAAACUCAAGAAGUUGUUCAUCGCCAUAGACGCCAUAGUGAAAUCCAUAAUGAUCACUCCAGAAGCCGGCAAAGAGACGCCGGAAAACUUGGAACUCACUCUCCAAACAUGCAAAGAUAGUGUUAUGACAAGGUUAGUCGAGUCUGUGAAGGAAUAUGAAGACUAUAUUCAGUCACUUAAAGAUGCUGAUUCGAAGGAGCCUACAGAAGAAGACGACUUUGAUCAACCAGAUUAAACAUUCGGUUUUAAGCGAAAAGUAUUAUUUAUACCUUAUACCGCAUUUAGGUUAAGAAAAUUAUACUUUUAUU
Molecule: messenger RNA, 413 nt
Organism: Vanessa tameamea
Lineage: Eukaryota; Metazoa; Arthropoda; Insecta; Lepidoptera; Nymphalidae
Exons: 4
Coding region: 23-340 (105 amino acids)
Source: RefSeq, a predicted model, not a curated record